This is a messenger RNA of Drosophila willistoni, 2192 nucleotides long. RefSeq names its product serine/arginine repetitive matrix protein 1. The transcript is spliced from 2 exons. Lineage: Eukaryota; Metazoa; Arthropoda; Insecta; Diptera; Drosophilidae. The record is from RefSeq and is a predicted model, not a curated record. The coding region runs from base 100 to 2139 and encodes 679 amino acids.
AUUUGUUGGGUCCCAUCCCUGAGAAAAAAAAAAAAAAAAUUUGUUUUUUGACAUGUUGGCUUGAUUUAAAUCCUUUCUUCACCUGUUUGUGGCGUUAAAAUGGAAUACAAGCGCGAUCUAAGAAGUUCCCGUAAGACCAAUGAGUGUAGAAAGGCUCAACCAAUCUUAAAUUGUGUAAAUCAUUGUCUACCUGGCCAGGGACAAGGUCAAUGGCAGGCAAUACCCAUAGCAGAGCCAUGCCCGGCCAUAAAUCAACGACAGGCUAGGGGGCAAUGGAGGGCAAUUGCUGUGUCGGAGCCAUGUUCUUGCAUUCCCUUGGCGGCGCCAGUGGAGCCAUGUCAUCCAUGUGUCUACAAUCUUGGACCACCCAUUUGCCCACAGCCAGAUGUAAAUAAGAUGUACAGUUGCCGCAAGGUUUGCUGCAUGGUGGAAAAUAUUCCCUGCCCCACAACAUCGACACCAACUCCUCCUUCUCCUAAACCCGAAGAGCCAAAACCAGAAAUGAUAAUGGAAUUUGCCCAGACUGAUAUUUCUUAUGAUCCCAAUAUGUCUAUGAAUGAUCAGUCUAUGCAGUGGCCUGAAGAUCCUAAAUUACGUGAAAUAAAUAUCAAAGAGAUUGAGGUCGAGACCAGAGAGAUAAGGCAUCGAACUGGUGAAAGAGAAUUCGAGGUGGUUCAUCGUAUCGCAAGUACAAAAAUUCCCGAAGAUGGUGGUGAACCCGUGACAGAGUAUCAGGAAGUGACUGAAAGAAAAUCACCCGAGGAAAUGGAAUUAUUAAAUGCUCAACUACCAAAUUCAACAAAAACCAUACUGAAAAACGAGUCACAAGCUAAAUCUUUGUCUAAACAAGUGUCCUUACAUGCAUAUAUGAUGCCAGAUAAAUCAGAAACGACUAUUGAAGACGAGGUUCUCUUGCAAACCAAUUCGAAUCCAGAAGAAAAUGAACCUUCUGUGAAACGCAGGAAGUUUGGUAAACUUGAGGAUGAAGAUGAUGAAAAUGUGCCCCUACGAUUUAGAGCUGCAUCUGUAAGGAAACAUAGAUAUAUAACGGAAACAGAAAUGGAAAUACCAAUGGAGGAUGAUGAGCAAGACGAAGAUGAAGAGGAACAAAUGCAAAAAGGCCAAGAGAAGCGACGAAAAUCAUCAUCCACAAGUCCAAGAGAUGGCCAAAAUCAUUUAAUGCCUCGCACAUCAUCGCUAGCAAGUCCAACAGAAACCGAGCGAACACGUCUCAGAUCAUCACGAGCAAGUUCGACAGAAGAUGCCCAAAAGUAUUCAAAGCGACGUAGAUCAUCUCCGGCAAGUCCACCGAAUAAAUCAAUACGAAAUAGAGCAUCAUCACCAAGUGCUUCCCGAGCCACGAUGAGAAGAGAUUCUGCACGUGUUUCUUCCAGUAAAAACAAAAGAGAUCCCGAUGAUGUCCUACAACGCGAAGUCACGUCAAGUCCUGAUCGUAACUAUGAAAUAACCAGAAAAGUGCAAGACAUCGAGAUGUCCAGUGUAGGCAGUGGUGUUCCAUUUCAUGUCAUGCCCCAAGAUGAUCAAUUAAAUACCGAAGAAACCAGUCGUAGGAUCCAUAAUGACGAUGAGCUAACGGAAAAUUAUGAACAGCAGGAAAUUAAUAAAGAUAACUAUCGCAGUGCAUCCCAGAUUAAUGAGGAUGCGGUGCCCGAUGAAGGGGUUGCAGGUGCUGCCUCAGCUUUAUUAAUACGCAGGCAUUAUACCAAAGAAACUGAAUCGAAAUUACCAGGAGAUUUGCUUACAAAAAAGAAUAUAAUCUCUGAGUCAACAUCUGAGCACAGGGUGAAAAGAUAUUCAACUGAACCAGAAGAGCCCGAGGAACCUAAACCUGAACUCGAACCCGAGCCCCAGCCUAGUCCAAAGCCUCGCAAGCGGAGAGUACCGAAAAAGCCAGCAAAAAGUAAAUAUCCCUCAAACGAUAUAGUGCCCAGAUGCGUAAGGGAGCCCCACUGCCGUUAUGUGGGUACAGUUUGUGCCCAUCCCUGUUACAGUUGUCCUCCCUGUACCUGUUCCUAUGCCACGCCCUGCUGUCCAGGAUAUCCCUGCUGCGAGAUGCCCUGUUGUUCACGCUUUGGCUUUGGUGGUCAAUAUAUUUAUUCACCUUUACAUCGUCAAUAAACUUGCUAAAAGCCCAUUUAAAGUGGGUGGGGUUGAGGGGACCCAACAAUUAA